This is a messenger RNA of Mercenaria mercenaria, 6153 nucleotides long. RefSeq names its product aldehyde dehydrogenase, dimeric NADP-preferring-like. Lineage: Eukaryota; Metazoa; Mollusca; Bivalvia; Venerida; Veneridae. Bases 264 to 1775 code for a protein of 503 amino acids. Gene Ontology annotation, molecular function: aldehyde dehydrogenase (NAD+) activity. The record is from RefSeq and is a predicted model, not a curated record. Gene Ontology annotation, cellular component: cytoplasm. Gene Ontology annotation, biological process: aldehyde metabolic process. The transcript is spliced from 14 exons.
CAUUAACAUUAAAUCGGGAACCCCAUUAAAUCGCCCCUAUUCAGGCUAUUGGAUGUAUUGAAUAAUCUAUCCGGGGUUUUAGUUCGCAAACUUUUAGAAAGCUCGCACAGUUCCGUUACAUAUAGGAUGAACCUUUAAAAAAGAUAUGUUUAAACCUUUAGAUAAUAUCCUAUCGGAUUACCAAGUUGUUCUACAUUUUGACAUCUGAUAGUCCUAUAUACAUUUUUACAGUUUUCGAAUUACCCAUUGGGAAGCAAAGUGGAAUGGCUAAUUAUUCAGAGACAGUAAAUUCAUUGAGAAGUGUAUUCCAAUCAGGAAGGACAAAGAACUUGAAAUGGAGACGGUCACAGCUAAUGGCACUACUGAAGCUGUUAGAUGACAACAGAGAUAGAUUGAGUGAAGCUCUAGAGAAAGACCUUAGAAAGAACAAAUUUGAAUCCAAUCUUAUGGAGGUGGGUCCAAUACGGAAUGAAGUUAUUUAUGCGCUUAAUAACCUGACAGAUUGGGUAAAACCAGAGAAGGUGAAGAAAGGAAUACUUAACAUGAUGGACAAAGCUUACAUCCGACACGAUCCACUUGGUGCUGUUCUGAUAAUAGCAGCAUGGAAUUAUCCAGUCCAAACUGCGAUUCUUCCCAUGAUUGGUGCUAUUGCUGCAGGUAACUGUGUGGUGAUAAAACCAUCUGAGAUUGCUGAAAACAUGGCUUCAUUGUUAGAGGAGUUGAUCCCAAAAUACUUUGAUACAGAAUGUAUCAAGUGUAUCUGCGGUGGAAUUCCUGAGACCACAGCUCUCCUGAAGGAGAAAUGGGACUAUAUUUUCUACACAGGGAAUUCUAGGGUGGGCAAGAUAAUAUUGAAGGCUGCAGCAGAAUAUCUUACACCAGUUACACUAGAGAUGGGUGGCAAAAGCCCAGUGUAUGUUGAUGAAGACUGUGAUCUUGGCACUGUAUCAAACAGAAUUUUAUGGGGAAAAAAUUCAAAUGCGGGACAGACCUGUAUUGCUCCUGAUUACGUCAUGUGUUCUAAGGAAACUCAGGAUGCACUUGUAGAGAAGAUGAAAAUUACUCUAGAAAAGUUUUACCCUGAGGGACCUGCCAAGUCGUCUUGUUAUGGGAGGCUUGUCAGUGACAGGCAUUACCAGAGAGUGAAGAAGAUGAUAGAGGGAGGAGGGCAAGUGGCUGUAGGUGGAGACACAAAUGAUUCAGAGAGAUACAUUGCUCCUACAGUACUUGCUGAUGUUACGUUUAGUGAUCCUGUCAUGCAAGAUGAGGUAUUUGGACCAGUGCUGCCUAUUGUACCAGUGAAAAAUGAAGAUGAGGCAAUAGCUCGUAUAAAUGCUGGAAGUACAGGUGCUCCAUUAGCCCUGUAUGUGUUUUCAAACAACCAGCAAGUUGUCAAAAAAUUUCUGGAUGGGGUCAAUUCUGGUGGCUGUUGUGUUAAUGACUGUUUGAUGCAGGGCAGCAUACCAACACUACCAUUUGGUGGGGUAGGUAGCAGUGGAAUGGGUCGUUACCAUGGUAGAUUUACAUUUGAGACAUUCUCACACAAGAGAGGUUGUAUGGAGAGAGGCCUGGAAAUGGAGAGUGUUAACAAUAUCAGAUAUCCUCCAUUUACAAAGAACAAAGAGAAAAUUGUCACAUGGAUCCUGAAGCAGAAGUUGAAGAGCAAUGCAAAUAUGUCCUUGGUGAUUUACUUCAUGUUUGGAACUCUGUUUGCUGUCUUUUUAAAGGUAUUUUUUGCUCCUCAGAUGUCGGUCAUGAACUUUUUCUCAAAAUAAGAGGCUCUUUACAACAACCAGGAAUAAAGCUAAUAUAAUUAUGUGGAUUGACGUUCAAUGCAUCUAAACAUUCAUAACAUCACCUUAUAGAGUCGGAAAUUCACACCUUUGGAUAUAAUUAUUUCAUCAGGUCAUUUGAUUAUAUACCAGAGCACUAUGGUUUAACAAAAAAAAACAACCCACCUUCAUUUAUUUAAAUUCCACAUUUUGUUUCCUCUAAUGUAUUAUUGUAUUUUUGGGGACUGAGAUGCAGGCAGUCACAGCCUCCAAUAAUUUCCAUUUUAAACACAUUAUCACAUCAAGUGAAAUUGUGUUAGACAUAAAUUAUACCUUCAGGAAUGGACAAAUGUGGGAGCCAUACUCAAGUUUUCACAGCUUUAGAUAAAUUCCGAUGAAACUUAAUAGUUGUGAUCACCACAAAAUCUCCAUGUGUGUGACAUAUUUUUCUGGGAUGGUUGAACAAGAGUGACAGGGGCCAACCUUACCCCUAUUUUUAGCUCACCAUGAGCAAUGCUCAAAUUUGUUCAAAUUAUCACCCUAGGGUCAAAUAAGGCCCUGCCUCAGGAGUCACAUGGUUUAUAUAGACUUAUAUAGGGAAAACUUUGAAAAUCUUCUUGUACAAAACCACAUGGCCUAGGGCUUUGAUAUUUGGUAUGUAGCAUCAUCUAGUGGUCCUCUACCAAGAUUGUUCAAAUUAUCCCCCAAGGUUCAAAUAUGGUCCCAAGUUUUGACUUAGAAAUUUUUGGUUAAGGUUUUGAAUUAAGCUGGUAUCUGAGUAUCCACUAACGGAAAUGGAUUGAAACUUCACACACUUCUUCACUGUCAUAAUCUGAUAUGCACUGUGCAGGUCCCAUAACUCUACUUUGCAUUUUUUCAAAAUUAUACCCCUUUUUCGACUUAGCAGUUUUUGGUUAAGUUUUUGUAUGUAAGCUGGUAUCUCAGUAUCCACUAAUGGAAAAGGAUUGAAACUUAACACACGUGUUCACUGUCAUGAUAUGACAUGCAGUGCAAUUUAAAGGUUCAAUAACUCUACUUUGCAUUUUUACAAAAUUAUGCCCCUUUUUCAACUUAGCAGUUUUUGGUUAAAGUCUUAUAUGUAAGAUGGUAUCUCAGUACCUACUAAUGGGAAUGGAUUGAAACUUCACACAGUUGGCUACUGUCAUGAACUGGUAAGCACUGUGCAGGUUCCAUAACACUGUUUUGCAUUUUUACAAAAUUAUGCCCCUUUUUCGACUUUUGUAUUCAUUCAAUUGACAAGGCUGUCGAAUAGUGGAGCGUUGCUGUCCUCCAGCAGCUCUUGUUUGUUGUUUUACUAGUGCUGUAUCUCUGUAAUUGUCACUUUGAAUAGGUAUUUGUUCAGAAUGUUUCCAUUUACUGGCAGACUUAAUCUCACAUGCCUAAUUUACAUACGACAGGUUUUUUUUCCUGAAUGUGUUAAAAAUGUCACAGUUAUAACAAUAGAUCUAUGUGUAUUAUUAAAAUUUCUGUGCAGCAUUUCACAAGAGGUAGCAAUUAAUCUAUUUCUUCCUUAUGGUAUUUAAUUUGACAAAGUGAUAAGAAGUAAACAGAAACAAAUUGCUUGCAUUCUAUGUUUCCGAAGGAUCUUUUUGUAGUUUUUAUUUUAUACUAUACUAUUGUAUACCUUUUUAAUGUUAAAGGGAUACUCGGGUGGAAUAGUGCAUGAAAAGUUUAAAAAAAAAGACAAAAACAUUUAUAUAUAUAUGUACAUUAAUUUUGUAUUACAGAAACAAUAUUUUAUUGACAUGUUUAUUUUUACUCUAACUUUGACCAUAUGGGUGUUUAACUUUACAUUUCCAAUGAUACUCACUUGAACAUGGGACUACCAGAAAAAGUGAGGACUUAAUUAAUGGUAGACAGGAAAAGCCAGAAAUAUCUAGGACAUAAAAGAAAAAACUAGGACAAAUCAAAACUAUGUUGUACUGCUAUCAGGAGUUUCCGGGACUAUUACAGAAUUUUAUUUAAAACAAGAAGUUCUGUAAAUUCCUGCCUCAAGGACAUAGGCUAUUCUUUAUCUUACAUGGUUCAAUAAUCUAAAGUGUAUUAACCCUUACCCUGCUAAAUUUCUAAAAUGGACUGGUCCAUCAUUCAAUUUGGGCAUUACCAUUUAUUAUUCAAAGGGUUGUUUACUGAAAAUUUACUGACUGAAUAGCGAACUGUGCAGACCAUGAUCAGACUGCAUGGAUGUGCAGGCUGAUCUUGGUCUGCACUCAGUCUGGUCGCAAAGGCAGAAUCACUUACCGCCAGCAGGCUAAGAGUUAAUGAAAUAAAUAUUAAUGAAAUAAAUGUUGUCAAGUAAAACAAGAAGAAACUAUUGAAAGUUUACAUAAAUUACACCUAAAACUCCUUUGUUGGCUUUGAUAUGUUUGAUCAGAGCAAAAGAAACUGAAAUGGUUAGAUCAAACAACAUUUUUUAGCAGUUAAAGGUGUAAAGCUAGCAUCAUUAAAAAUUAGAUUUCAAACUUUUAUUGAUUUAGUUCAUUUAAUUCCUGAUUAAAGUUGUUUAACUGUAUUUUUCAAAGUUGUGAUUACAUAGUAUAUUAAGCUGUGUAUAUUACACAAUAUAUUUCCAAUUAAUCACAGAUCUUUAUAGAUCUAGAGUCUUUAUAAUCACUACACUGAUAAAUUAUCUAUGGUGCUAGGUGUAUCAUAAACUGGGGUUCUUGUCAGAGACCUUACAUGAAGGUACAGCAGGUGCCCUUACAGAUACUAGUACUCUACACUAGUAUGCAUUUUAGAAUGUAAUAUAAAGGAAUGGCAGCAGGGUGCUUUGAGUCUGAUAUCAAAAUUUAGAAUAUUUAAAGAACACAGCUGUUGGAAAAGAUAAGUUUUUUUUAUACAUAGAAAUUCUAGAAUUAUUUUGAGUUAUUAUAGGAUCACUUUUGACAGUCACAGUUCUACUGUAAAUUUUGUAGCUGUAAACUCUCCUGUAAGGAGCUUCCUGAAAUCAAAAGACACUGUAGUGUGCAUAAAUUGAAAUAUGUCAUACAAUAUUCUUAAGUGUCUCAAAUGGUUCUGUAAUAUUGAAUCAUGAAGUCUUUGUUCAGUUGUUGUGUUGUUUUUUUAUCAUUAAAAUGAUUUACAGCUCUGCUUUAAUAAAUUUUUUUCAUUAAAAAGAACUUAAUUAGAAAACAUCAAGAUUAUCUCCAGAAUACUUGAGAUUAAUUUCACUAUAAAAAUUUAAAAAAUCCUGAUGAAGGCAUAAGCGCCGAAACGUUGAUAAAAGGUAAAUAUUCACGUGUUGUUGAAUUUUACCACCAUACUAUAAAGGACAGAAAUUUAUAUAAAAAAUCUUUGUAAUAAGUCUUUUUCCAGAUUUGCAAAGCAAAUGCUUAAACAACCCUGAAUAAAUCACAUUUAGAAGAAAUUCAUCACCUAAAAUAGAUGACUAGCACUGAAGCUACUGCUUCAAGAAUCCUUACCUGGAAUUUUUAUGCUACAUUGUGUAUUUUAUUAUUUUUGGUGGGUUUAACGUCACUCGGAUACAAUUAUAAGUCAUAUGGCGACUUUCCAACUUUGUUGGUGGAGGAAGACCCCAGGUGCCCCUUCGUGCAUUAUUUCAUCACAAGCGGGCACCUGGGUAGAACCACAGACCUUCUGUAAGCCAGCUGGAUGGCUUUCUCACAUGAAGAAUUAUCGCCACCCCCCUCCCCCCCCUCCCCCCACCCCCACCGCAGUGAGACCCAAGUGAUUUCAAGUCAGCGGCCUUAACCACUUGGCCACGGAGGUCCCGUACAUUAUGUAAUCAUAACUCUUAAUGGUAAAUAGACAAGACUACAUAACUAAUUUUUUUAACUUUGUUGGGAAACUGAGAUAUCCAGCUCCUUUGUAGAGAUAUUUUCACUAUCCUGGCAUUUCCUGUCUUGAAAAGCAGGAUAUCCAAGGAUAUUUACAGGAUUUUUUCCUGGCAGUUCCUGAGACAUCCCAGGAUAUUCUGGUCAAUUUCUGCAAGGGUGUUUUUCAUUUUGAAAAUUAAUAGGAUUUAAGGUUUGUGUUGAAAGAUCUUUUUUUGAAACAGUAGGCCUUUUUUAAUAAAAUUAAAAUAUUUGUGACUACUUCAGAGUUUAGUCAGAAUACAUUUAUAGUACAAAUUUUAUUAGUGCCAAUCAGAAAACAUUAUAUUAUAUUAGACAGGCCUAUUUAGCAUUAUGAAUGCAUAUCUAUUUUUAAUGCCAUGUUACAAAAUGAAUAUAUAUAAUUGUGUUUGUUUUAAUUGAUAUUUUGUUUGAUGUAAAUUGUUAAGGUACAAUUGUAUAUAUACAUGAUUGUACUCUUUAUUUAUAGGCCAUUAUGACCCUGCAGUAUAUUAAUUAUAUUCAUCACUCUUACAUAAUAAACAUGAAUACAAUGUAUAUUUAAA